This is a messenger RNA of Hemicordylus capensis (graceful crag lizard), 11467 nucleotides long. It is a transcript of the gene NFIA, whose product is annotated as nuclear factor I A. The record is from RefSeq and is a predicted model, not a curated record. Gene Ontology annotation, cellular component: nucleus. Gene Ontology annotation, molecular function: RNA polymerase II cis-regulatory region sequence-specific DNA binding; DNA-binding transcription factor activity, RNA polymerase II-specific. The transcript has 12 exons. Gene Ontology annotation, biological process: regulation of transcription by RNA polymerase II. Lineage: Eukaryota; Metazoa; Chordata; Lepidosauria; Squamata; Cordylidae. Bases 929 to 2317 code for a protein of 462 amino acids.
UGUGUUUUUCCUCUGUAACAAGAGACCGUUCAUGUGCCCUACAGUUAAGACGGUGGCAGUGUUGUUGUUUUUUAAGUUCCAGAUCUCUUUAUAAAAAAUAGAUUCCUGUCCUGUUAUGAUCUGGAGCCGGGUGUUAUGGAUCCCACUCGAAUGUCUUUUGGGCUCAAUUAAAAGUUUUAAUAAAGUUCCAACAGACACCCUCAGAAUGAGUUAACUCGCAUGUCAUGGUCACUCGGGCCAGACAACCUUUGACAUCUUGAAUCUAUCAGAGGUACAGUGAGUUAGGAGGAUGCACAAUACCCCAUUGUGGCAGAAGAUGCGAGCCCCGUUGUGUCGAAGAGAGCCCUCAAAUCAUUACUGCCCUCGUUAGUGUGCUGUCCGUUAGGGAUUAAUUUGUUAGCAGGGCUUUUUUUUUUUUUUAGUUUCUGUAAUUAUUAUUCUUGUGGCAAAGCGUGAAUUUUUUCCAGGGAGAGAAAUUUUGCUACCAGGACAAUGCAUGUAUUAUCUGCUCCUAACUGGACCGUGAAUCUCCGUUCAGCUCACAUAGAUAUCAGGGGUUUGUUUUGGUUUUUGGUUUUGGUUUUUGGUGUGUUGUUUUUUAAAGGCUGGUGAGUGGAAUUACAAUGAAACCGAUCAUGCCAUUGUUUUGUAUGAUAUGCUGAAACAACUAAGAGGGAGCAGAGAGUCUUACACACACGCCCAGGAAACAUCUCCCAGAUCCAUUUUGGUGUCAUUCGGAGAAGUUUAGGAUGUCUGUGGACUUGGAAGACAUGAAAAUGUGAAAUAUGGAAGGCUUUCAUUCUGCAGCUUGGCGGAUGAAUUUCAUCCCUUCAUUGAAGCACUUCUUCCCCAUGUCCGAGCAUUUGCAUACACAUGGUUCAACCUACAAGCUCGAAAGCGAAAAUAUUUCAAGAAACAUGAGAAGCGCAUGUCAAAAGAGGAAGAGAGAGCUGUGAAGGAUGAAUUACUAAGCGAAAAACCUGAGGUCAAACAAAAAUGGGCAUCCAGGCUCCUGGCAAAGCUACGGAAAGACAUCAGGCCUGAGUACCGGGAGGAUUUUGUUCUAACUGUCACAGGGAAAAAGCCUCCAUGUUGUGUUCUUUCCAAUCCAGACCAGAAGGGCAAGAUGAGAAGAAUUGACUGCUUACGCCAGGCAGAUAAGGUCUGGAGGUUGGACCUUGUUAUGGUGAUUUUAUUUAAAGGUAUUCCGCUUGAAAGUACUGAUGGCGAACGCCUUGUAAAGUCCCCACAGUGCUCAAACCCAGGGCUGUGCGUACAGCCGCAUCAUAUAGGGGUUUCUGUUAAGGAACUCGAUUUAUAUUUGGCAUACUUUGUGCACGCAGCAGAUUCAAGUCAGUCUGAAAGUCCAAGCCAGCCAAGCGAAGCUGAUAUUAAGGACCAGCCAGAAAAUGGACAUUUGGGCUUCCAAGACAGUUUUGUCACAUCAGGUGUUUUCAGUGUGACUGAGCUAGUCAGGGUCUCACAAACACCAAUAGCCGCAGGAACAGGCCCUAAUUUCUCAAUCUCAGAUUUGGAAAGUUCGUCAUACUAUAGCAUGAGCCCAGGAGCAAUGAGGAGAUCUUUACCAAGCACUUCCUCUACCAGCUCAACAAAGCGCCUCAAAUCAGUAGAGGAUGAAAUGGACAGUCCGGGUGAAGAGCCAUUUUAUACAAGCCAAGGGCGGUCUCCAGGGAGUGGCAGCCAGUCAAGUGGAUGGCAUGAAGUGGAGCCAGGAAUGCCAUCGCCAACUACAUUAAAGAAGUCAGAGAAGUCUGGUUUCAGCAGUCCCUCGCCUUCGCAGACCUCCUCCCUUGGAACAGCAUUCACACAGCAUCAUCGACCUGUCAUUACAGGACCCAGAGCAAGUCCACAUGCAACACCAUCGACGCUUCAUUUUCCAACAUCACCCAUUAUUCAGCAGCCUGGGCCAUACUUCUCACACCCAGCAAUCCGCUAUCAUCCUCAGGAGACUCUGAAAGAGUUUGUCCAACUUGUCUGUCCCGACGCUGGUCAGCAGGCUGGACAGGUGGGGUUCUUAAAUCCCAAUGGUAGCAGCCAAGGCAAGGUGCACAAUCCAUUCCUUCCUACCCCAAUGUUGCCGCCGCCACCUCCGCCACCAAUGGCUAGGCCUGUGCCUCUGCCAGUGCCAGACACAAAGCCUCCAACCACAUCGACAGAAGGAGGUGCCACCUCUCCCACUUCACCAACCUACUCGACACCCAGCACGUCCCCUGCAAACCGAUUCGUCAGUGUUGGACCACGGGAUCCAAGCUUUGUAAAUAUCCCUCAACAGACGCAGUCGUGGUACCUGGGAUAAAACUCACAGCUUCCCACCAGACAGACCACCUGUCCCCUUCCCAACUCUGCAAUAUGGAAGCAGCAGCAACACAGCGCAGUUACUUCACAUCCGUGGAAGGGAAGAUGAACAGAUAUUGACAGUAAAUGCUGUUCAUACUCAGAAGCGGCAAACGUUAUGGUUGAUUGACAAAGGCCGUAACAUUGUUGGGGGGAAGGGGAUUUUUUUUUUUUUUUUAAGAACACCUUAGUGACUGAUGUAAUUUCUCAUAUGGUGCUGGAAAUGUUUAGGCUUCAUAAUUUUGAAGUGUUUCAACUGGUAGUGUAAGCAUUAGGGACACUGGGUAGUAGAGCUAGCCUACUGGCUGCUUACUGACUUGCUGUUAUAACACUUUCCAUACGGCGCCUAACUGUUUUACAGUAUUUUCACUGAUUUAUUUCCCAUACAAGUGUGAGAUUUCUUGAGAGAUCAUGAGGAACUCACAUAAAUGAUAACUUUUGUAGUAGCUGAAUUCUGCAAUAUAGAACUUACAGGACAGAUGUGGGGCAUGUUUUUCUGUAACAUAUCAAGACUUUUUUUUUAAUUUUACAGUCAGCAGUUAUCUAUGUGACAUAAAUCAUUAAAGCAUUAUCAACAGGUUGAUACCACCCAAGUUGCAGAGAAAUAUAAAACAUCAACCUACUACUGUUCACACAAAAAAGAAAAAGGUUUUAAAUGCUGCACUUACAUAAAACAUUUUUGACAAUUUUCAACAAUUACAUAAAAUCCACAUGGAAAUGGGGAAGUUGGUCUGUUUUGAUAGAAACUGACAGGAAUCAAUCAAAACAAUCGAAUUUUGAAUUGAGAAAAGUGCAAUUUCAUUGGAUAGCUAAAUAUCUUUGUAAGAUAGAGAUUGUUGAAAAUUCUAUUUUUGUUUUCCAAGUCCUACCACCCCAGGACUCUAAAUUAUUGGGGUAAAAAACAGCCUUGCAAGAUUAAAAAAAAAGGGGGAGCUAUUUUUGCUUUUUAUGUUUUUUAUUGUUAAACUUGUAUCCCUUUAAAACUGAAGGAAAUUUUAAAAAAAUACAAAAUUUAAUGGUGCUUUUACCACAAUAUGUUAUCUACACUAAAUGCUAAUUAAUCAUUUUCUUUUAUCAAAGCACAUAAUUAAAAUUAAAUCAUAAUAUCUGUUAAUUUUAUAAGCUAAAAGUCACUAUAAUAGAUUAUGCCAAUUCUGACAAAUUGUAUGUGUUUCCGGCAAUAUAGGGUAUAUCACUUCUCAAAAUUCCUUGGCCACAAUCCAACACAGAGGUAGGUACACUUAAGCCCUUUGGGAGGAUGGGGGAAAGGGUUUUAAGCACGCCUAACCCUAGAUUGGAUUGUUGCUUUGAGAUAAUAAUAGAGAGCUGUCCAGAAAAUGAAAUGCCUUUGUAUCCCUGUACUGGCUUUUUUUUUUCUGGAUUGCAAAGACAUCUACAGAAAAGCAAAAUUCUGUCUCUACAUCUUAUGCCAGUUCAAAGCAAGGGCACUUGCUAAAAAAAAUUAGUUUGGACCCCAAAUGUCCUGUAUCUUAUGUACAAAAAAUGAAAAAAGAAAAAAAAAUAGGAAAAGAAUGCAAGUGGUUUUUUUUCUAUCAGACAGCGGAGCACCCCUUUGCUUCCCAAUGCAACUUUAAGGUUUCCUAUAUUAUACAUAUAUAUACGUUCUGGUUGGCCAGUCCAGCUAAUCAGAGAAAGUCUCUGCAUGUUCUAGUGUUAGUAACUAAUUUUUAUAUAGUUAAUGUAGGGUAAAGUAGAGUGCAUUAAGACACAAUAUUGUAAUCCCUAAUCCAGGCACUUGCCUUUAAACUACGUUUGUUCGGCCCUUCAGAAGGGUUUCUACUACUGUCCUAUACAAUCAAGUAAACUGAAUUUCUUGGGAAGACACUUUGCUCCUCAUCUUUUCCCUGAAACUAAUUUUUUUUGUUUUGUUUUCUUGAUUUGCACGAAACAAAAAAAAAAUUCCAUAUCAAUGUGCCUUGCCCUGGAUAGCGAUUAUUUGUGGAAUUGUUGCACAUGUUCCUAUAUUGAAAGGGUUUUCCCCCCUAGUCAAGCAUUUGGAGACACUUUCUUGUAAAUGUGACUUUUAUGUCAGCCAUUGUCAGUUUCAGCAUCUUAGAAUUCAGUAGAAUGUUAGUUGUUCCACAGAUAGGGGUAGUGUUUUCUUGUCCUGUAUGGUCAGUGGCAGUGCUAUUCUAAGAUCUGUAGAUGCUAGAUUAUCAGUAUUUUUGGAUGUUGCUGCAUUUUACAUUUUAUUUGGAGUCUUCCUUUUGGUUUUUUGUUUGUUUUUUUCCCAGAUAUAUGAAAAUAUGCAAUACCUGCUUAUAUCAUGUAGAAAAAAAGCUUAGCAAUUCUUAAUUUUCUUUGACUUUUUUUUUUAAUUUGACCAAAGUCAGUGCUUUACUUGACGCAGUGUGUUUUAGGUGUUUGUCUUUGUACUUUUUUUUUUUUUUUGGUGAUUUUUUGAAUGCACACGCAGGAAGGGCUCUUCUUAGAGAAGCAGUCAAACUGUGAAGCACUAAGCUGAACCCUGCUUCAAGCAAUUUUUGUUUUACAACUGUUCCUUUCACAAGCAAGCCUUAAAAAAAAAACCCUCCCUUUUUCUUCAGAUCCCACACCCAUUUUUAUUAGCAGAUUGCAAUCAAUCCACAUUCAAUAAAAAAAAUAUAUAAUGCCCAUUUUUAUAUGCACGUUUUUAAACUUCCAAGUUCUGAAAAUUGUUUACUGGUUAUUCUCUAUUUAAGGAAAAAAAUGUUUUGGAUUUUCAUAUAUGUCAAAUAAGUGGUUGAGUAGUCAUUUGCUCUGUUGUAUUGUGUGAUUGUUAGUAUUAUGGUAUCACACCCACUAGCCAGCAUCCUUUGCCUUCCCUAUAGCACUUAGCAGGGCAUUACUUUAUUAAGACAUAUGUGCACUAAAAAAUAAAAAAUAAAAAAAUUAGCAGCUUUCAGUGCUUCACAGUGAAGGGAAAAAAGCCUAGACAAACAUUUUGUCAGAACCUUGCUAUAAGCCAAGGUAUUACCAGUAAAUUGGUUGUAUAUACAACAAAAUUGCACCCUUUUUUAAAAAAAAACAAAGCAAACUAAGCAAUAGUUUGGGCAGUUAGUUGUUUUUAGUGAGCAUGUCGUAGUCAUGGCCGCAAAGAGAGAGAAUCAAAGCUGCCCACUCAGAAGCGAUGUAAUUUGUAUGUUGUAUAGUUUUAUUGAUUACACUGAUUUAUUCUACCCUAUUUUAUAAUGCAGGACUUUUGUAAUGUUGUUUAAAUGAGGAGAAAUUUCUGUCAAAUUAGCUUAGUGGAAUUUCUGAUUGUUCGUUAUAAAGGCAGCAUUCAUAGAAUUGCUUUUUUCCCUUUGGGAACUGGAUUUAAGUUAAAAACUUUCCUGUUUCCUUUUUGUAUGUAUUUAAAUACAGUUAUUAUUUUUUUCUUCUCUCAAUAGUAUAGCAUAUUCCUAUGCUUGAGAAGUAUAGGCUACUGAAGAACCAUUGUAAAUGGACAUUACAGAUAUGCUGUAUUUUUGAAGGUGUUUUGUCGUAUUAAGUUUGAAGACGGUAAAGUUAGGGAAUUCUGAUCGGAAUCGCAUAAAACAAAUUGCUUUAAAGGCUUUAAAUGUUAGGUAGGCGGUCAAGGGUGUUUACCAACAGGGGUUGUAAAGUAUUAAAGACACUAAAUUAAAUUUUGGUUCAUCUUAUUAUCAUGCAGAAACACAGCAGUUCAGAUCUGUUCAGGUGUGGAGAACAAACAGUGUUUUAUUCCUCAAAGUAGAGCAGAGAAUGGAGAUCUGAGGGGAGACAGCUGCAUGGGGUGUGCAGUCGACAAUGGAGAAAUAAUCCCGGGUCACACUUCAGAAUCCGAGUCACAUGUGCAUUGCCGAUUUCAAAAUUGCUUUUUAUUCUGUGUGCAAAUAACUUUUCUUUCUGACCCUUUCUUCAAAAACCGCCAGACGCACAAACACCGACUUUUGCCCCCUUCUUCCUCCUCAUCCAAAAUAAAAACAACAGUACGCCACAUGAAUUGACUCCACUAGUAAAUUUGUAUUCUCUUGGUCUUGAGCUUCUUGUCAUUCUGCACACCCCUGCAACACUGUAUUUAUUCAUCUUAUUUUAUAUAUAUUUUUAAAUGAUUGGCUAAUGUCAGCCAUGGGUAUACCUUGUCUGUAUUGUGUGACCUCUCCCUCUUCUCUUAAAAGUUGAAGAGUAAAGGAAUAGAACUUUUUUUCCAACUCCACAGUUUUCAGUCAGCCCACAGGAAUAUGCAAAUCCCUCUACCUAGAUUUCUUUCACUAUUUCCUUUUGUUCCAUAUACUUUGCAGCUUUGUAGUAACAGUGUUAACAUUUACUGUACACACACACACACACAAACAAAAGACAAAAAACCCAGAUACAUGGCAUAAACCAUUUUUUCUGUUGUGGUUUUUUAAAAGAAUGUCAAUUAAUAUUAUACUUUGCAUUGUGUCUCUGGAAAUAUCUUUUAUUAUUGUUGUUAUUAUUACUUUACUUUGGUAGAAGGCCUCCAUAGAACAAACACUGCAAACCAUAACCGGCAUGAAAAUGUAAGGAGAGCUUCAAUGGCACCUAAAAGAAAUUCAUCUUUCAUGAGAUUUCUUGGGGGAGGUCUCAUGAAGUGAACUCUGCCUACCAGGCAAGGUUUCCAUUAAAUCAAGCUUACAAAGCCAAUUUUGUCUUGAAGUCAAUGCAUGUAUUACUGUUUGACAGUAAAACCCGGCUAUGCCACCAUCAAGUCCAAGGCUGUGCAAUAGUCUAAUUAGUAUCGAGUACAUUUUCCUUUUAUUUUUUCCAAUAAAAAAGCAGUGGGAUGAAAAUUGCUUUGAUAUAUAGCAGGUAACAUUGAAGCUAUUCCAUAGCACUUAACUGUAGUGAAUACUGUGUCACCAAUUCUGAAAUCAAUUUAAUGUUUAAUGCAAAUCCAUUACAUGGUGCUAUUACAGGCUGGCAAAAUGAUUUACAAAAAUGUGACAACUUGGGCUCAAUUCACUCUGCUUUCCAACAAUGUAAAUGCAUAGCAGUGUUUAUCUGCAUGAGAACUAUGCACUAAUAUAAAUCUGAAAAAAAGAAAUAUAUCAACUUUGGUAUCUAGUUUCCGUUUACUUCAAUCCUUGCCUUUUUGGUCAUUAUUAUAAAUGCCAGCUUUAGGACAGAAAGAAAUAUAAGAAAACCAGCAUAAUACCUGAUAUAUUAAAAAUGUAGUGCCUGUGAAAUCUGUAUUAUAUUGCUCUUCUGAAGUAAGAUUUUUCUACACCAGUAGCCUUCGCUGUCUGUCAGAACCUUCUGAUAUAGGUGAUGUAAAAUAACCGUACAAUAUUAAUGCAUGCUAUUCCAUAAUGCUUAGUGAGCUGUAUGAAUAUUACUCAAAGUUAUGUUAGUCUUUUUUUCUGACUUGGUUCUUGUCAGAUAGGUUUAAAGAUAUUUCACUGAGAACACAAAUUCUGUUUUUUCUUGAUUUUCGGUGUUUUCAGUAUUUUGGAGAAAUACAUUGACUUAAAAUUCAGUAUUACUUAUGGGGGGCAUUCUUUUUUCUUCAGGUCAGGCAUGGGGUUUGAAAUCGAACAUCCGUGCCUGGUGGGUUUUUUGUUUUGUUUUUUGUUUUGUUUUGUUUGUUUUUUGCUUAAAAGCAUUCAUAAGAACUCUUAAGAGCUUAGCUCUGAAGAACUAUAAAGUUUCAAUGUAAGGGAUAAUUCUCAAACUUGGAACUGACUCUGAAAGUGGUUUCUUAAUGGACAGUGUUUAAACCAGGUACCCAUGCUUGGCCCUUCUUCACGCCAGAUCCCCUCAUAUUGAAACAAAUGUUUAAGAACCUUUAAAAAUCCAUCCUCAUGUGGCUAUUUAGUUUCAUGCACCAUUGCGGGGCUUUUUUCCUUUAAAAGAAAACUCUGUAUGGACGUUGGGCCCGAUUCAUGAAUUGUCACUAGGCAUUAACAUAGGAUUUUGGUGUGUGUUCCAAAUCUAUGGAAUUAAAAAAGACCUAUGUCAAGGUUCACUCAGUCAAAACAGAAUCCAAAAGACCCCAGAUUGGUAUAAUUACAAAUUUGUGUUAUUAAUAACAAUUAUUAUUAAAUAACUAUAAAAGCAGACAAUAACUCAUUCACAUACAAUAAUAAGAUUAAAAAGUAAUACUUAUAGCCAAAAAAGCUACAACAUCUAAUCACAAAAAUGGAUAAAUAUCUCAGAAAUACAACAAUAUGCAAAACCAUAAAAUAAAACACACAAAUAUUAAUAUCCAAACAUAACCUCCUGAUACAUUCUAUAGGGGCUAGUGCAGAUAAAUAAAUAGAAGUCCUUCAAGUAAAAGCUGUGUUCAUUGCCAAAGGACUUGAUCAUCCACUAUCUUGUGGCUUCUGCAUCAUCACGGUACUUGAUUGCUGGCCGUGCUAGAUCACCGAAUGCGUUUUUCAGCUCUGUUGAGAGAGCUACUCCUUAUGUAGAACCGAGAGUCCUUCUUAGAAUUGAACUGUUGAUAGGUGUUUCUUCCAUUGGCAUAUUGUGAAUAAAUGGACUCAUGCCACUGAAGAAGGCCUGAAUGGGCCAAAACACAUUUGGCAAUCUAAUACGGCUGGCAAUCAUAAGAACAUAAGAAUAGCCCUGUUGGAUCAGGUGCAAGGCCUAUCUUGUCCAGCAUCCUGUUACACACAGUGGCCCACCUGAUGCCUCUGGAGAGCCUACAGGCAAGAGGUAUGUGUAUGCCCUCUCUCCUGCUGUUGCUCCCCUGCAACUAGUAUUGAGAGGCAUUGUGUCUCUGAGGCUGGAGGUGGCCCACAGCCACUAGACUAGUGGCCAUUGAUAGACCUGCCCUCCAUGAAUUUGUCUAAGCCCCUUUUAAAGCCAUCCAAGCUGGUGGCCAUCACCACAUCCCAUGGCAAAGAAAUUUUGCACUGUGUAAAGAAGUACUUCCACUUGUUGGUCCUAAAUUGCCCAACCUUCAGUUUCAUGGGAUGACCCCUGGCUCUAAUGUUGUGUGUGUGUGUGAGACAGAGAGAGAUUAAUCUCUGUUCACCCUCUCCAUGCAUAAUUUUAUACACCUCGAUCAUGUCUUCCUUUAGUCACCUCUUUUCUAAGGUAAAGCGCCCAGAUGCUGUAGCCUAGCCCAAUAAGGAAGGUGCUCCAGCCCCUUAAUCAUCUUGGUUGCCCACUUCUGCACCUUUUCGAGUUCUUCGAUUUCCUUCUUAAGCUAUAGUGACCAAAGCUGUAUGCAGUACUCCAGAAGUUGCCACACCAUAGAUUUGUAUAAGGGCAUUAUAAUAUUAGUAUUUUUAUCUUCAAUCACCUUCCUAGUGACUCCUAGUAUGGAAUCAGCCUUUUUCAUAGCUGCCGCACACUGAGUCAACUUUUUUGGCUAUAUCUGUAUUAAUUUUGAAUCUUAUUGUUGCAUUUGAAUGAGUUAUUAAGGGCAUUCACACAUACAGCCAAACCUAGGUUAGGGCAGUCCAGCCUGUAUUAGGCUGCGCGUGUGAAGCGCCGGGAGUGAGGUCGCUCUUGGAGCUGCCCGCACACCAAGCCUGCGUUUUAACCUGGCAUUUAGCUGACAUUAAAUGAACCUAUGAUUCGCUUAACAUAGGCUGGCUAUCAUCUGGGAAAUCACUGCCGGGUUAAACGACUUCCCCCGCCAGCCCGCCACCAUUUCCGGCAGUGAGCUGAAGGGAAAGAGUAGUUGCGCUGAGCACGGCAGCUGCUGCACUCAUGCCCCAGGACACCCUGGAAUGCAGGAGGGGGAAAUCCUCCCUCUCCCUGCAUUUCCCUUUGCUACGCAGCUGCUCAUAUGGGCAUGUGGCACAGCAAAGUGGAUGCUGCCAUCUUGGGGAGUGUGUGGCUGAGGUCAUCUGCACAACCACAGUAUCUGCUUUUAUGGUUGUUUAAUAAUAAUAAUACAAAUUUGUAAUUAUAUCCAUCUCAGGUCUCUUGGAUUCUGUUUUUAUCCAGAUCUGACAGCGCUUUUUCUUUCUAAGACAACUCUAAACUUUGCCAUGUUAUUGUCAUCAAGAAUUCAAAUGAUUUCAUGUCCACCAAGGGACUACAAAGAGGCAGAGCAGACUUGGUCCCAACACCUACAGUAUCUACUUCACUUGACUUGAACAUGGGGAAAGGACACCAGAUGAUUUAAAAAAACCUGAUGACAGCAUCCUUAUUCUGCACUCUGCACAGAUCAUGAGACAUUUACUAUGCUUCUGAGCAAAAUGCAGUUCUUUUAGCCACAGCAAAAUCUGCUAGAUUUUGUGCAGGAGUCUUGCACGCCCUUUCAUGAUUCCUAGUUGAAAGCAGUGUGAGAGCAAACACUUACAAACCAGGAUUUCACCAGAUAUUUCACCCACACAAUCUUGCACUUUCAUGUACAGCCAUACUUUAAUUCAGUGAAAUUUUUUUUCAAGAUAGAAAGGCCGAGGCGGGGGUGGGUGGGUCGGCUUGGGAUAAUCAUGAUCCAGAGAAGGGAAACAGUAUGCAUGCAAGAGCUGAAAACAGAGUUUAGUAGUUCGGUGUGGAGGAGGCAUUCCAUCUCAACACAGUAAUGGAGAGCACAAACACUGAAUUAGAGCAAUGUGGCUGGGUGGACAGUCUUCCACUUAUACUUUCACUAUUGUUGCUGCUGUAAGAAGGCAGGAAACUGUGGUUUUGCAAAUAUUUUGCAGGCUUGCAAAAUAUGCUAGUAGGAACAUUCAGCUUAAGAGAAUGCCCACGAUAUACCUGCUGUUGGCUUCUUUGCACAAUUAAAUAUUCACCAGCUAACUUGCUCAGUUCUGCCAGUCAGGUACCUUGAUUUCAAUCUUCCAUUUAGAGUAACAAAGCACUUCCGAUGGACAUGUGAAAGAUCUGCUGCAAAAUCACGUAACCCCUGUGUUAAUACCCCUGUGUCUCCACUCUUUUUAUGAAUCGGGUCCCUUGUGCCUCUAGUAUUCUUGUAUUGGCUCUCAUAGUUACCAUUUUAGUUUUACUGUGUUCUGUGAAAAUUUGCAAUUGGUUGAGAAUCACUGUGGGCAUCCAUUCUUUUUCAACUAAAUCUCUGCAGGUUUUUUGAGCUGGUGUGGAUUAGUUUAACUCUUGUAUUCAACCAUUAGUGCUACCACCCUCUCACAUUACAAUACGAUUACUGGAAGCAAGUACUGCAUUUCCUAUGCAACAAAAAAGGAAAAUAAAAAAUUGCUAAUGCUAA